Molecule: messenger RNA, 377 nt
Organism: Staurois parvus
Lineage: Eukaryota; Metazoa; Chordata; Amphibia; Anura; Ranidae
Source: the annotation of a GenBank genome assembly
AUGGGGCCCCCGGGCAAUAUGGGAUCAUGGGGCCCCUGUGUCCUGGCCCAAACUCAAAAAAGCCUAUGAAAAAGGCAUAGCAUGCAUGAAUGUAAAUAAAAACCUUGAGCCUUUACAACUACUUUAAGUAAUAUAGUUACAUAGUUAGUCUGGCUGAAAAAAGACAAAAGUCCAUCCAGUUCAACCCAGGGGCGGACUGACAACUCAUGGGGCCCCUGGCAAUAGGGGAUCAUGGGGCCCAUGUGUCCUUGCCCGAACUGAAAAAAGCCUAUGAAAAAGGUACCAGGGGCAUCUCAUGGGGCCCCCUACUGACCCCAGGCCCUCUGGCAGUGCCUGAGUUUCCAAAUGGUCAGUCCGCCCCUGGUUCCACCAUUAAA